Messenger RNA from Paraphaeosphaeria sporulosa, 468 nucleotides. RefSeq lists its product as uncharacterized. The transcript has 2 exons. NCBI's taxonomy places the organism in Eukaryota, Fungi, Ascomycota, Dothideomycetes, Pleosporales, Didymosphaeriaceae. Bases 1 to 468 code for a protein of 155 amino acids. The record is from RefSeq and is a predicted model, not a curated record.
AUGCAUGCUAUCAGGAAAGCAUACAAAGACACAAAACCGACCGUUCUUUUGUUUCAAACCCGCUCUAUUCUCGAGGACGCUUUCAUAUCUUCGUUCACCACCAACCCCGACCCGAAAGCGCAGUACUACCCCCGUCGUAUCAUUGUUGCAUCCAUCCAGCCGCUCAUCGAGCUCACCGAAACGUUCCAUAAUCCGUCUCUUCUCGUUGGCAGCGGAGCAGCUGUUCUCCGCGAAAAUCCCCAGUUCAAUUCCAAGAAUUGCAUAGAUGGCCACUACCACGCCAUCUUGAUUCGUAGUGAGGCUAGUCACUGUCUCCUUGUAGCAGGAAUGGCUGGGGCUAUCCUUGUUGCUGGUGUUAUUGGUUAUACUGUGGGACGAUUCACUAAAUCUGCCAUGCUAGGCGUUGUGGCCGGAGCGACUGCCGUUUCAGUCUUCGCCUACCUCCAGGCAAGCACCUUCAAGGAGUGA